Galeopterus variegatus (Sunda flying lemur) is the source of this 1980-nucleotide messenger RNA. It is a transcript of the gene ZNF81, whose product is annotated as zinc finger protein 81. The transcript has 4 exons. NCBI's taxonomy places the organism in Eukaryota, Metazoa, Chordata, Mammalia, Dermoptera, Cynocephalidae. The record is from RefSeq and is a predicted model, not a curated record. Gene Ontology annotation, biological process: regulation of DNA-templated transcription. Bases 1 to 1980 code for a protein of 659 amino acids. Gene Ontology annotation, molecular function: RNA polymerase II cis-regulatory region sequence-specific DNA binding; DNA-binding transcription factor activity, RNA polymerase II-specific.
AUGGCAGCUGACGGAGACUCUCCCCAGCCAGGGGGACGUGGCAGCACCUGUGAGGUUUCGGUGUCAUUUGAGGAUGUGACUGUGGACUUCAGCAGGGAGGAGUGGCAGCAACUGGACUCUGCCCAGAGACGCCUGUACCAGGAUGUGAUGCUGGAGAACUACAGUCACCUGCUGUCAGUGGGAUUUGAAGUUCCCAAGCCAGAGGCCAUCUUCAAGUUGGAGCAAGGAGAGGGGUCAUGGAUGUUGGAGGAUGAGGCCCCACAUCAGAGCUGUUCAGAUGGGAAGUUUGGGAUUAAGAACUCACAAAAAAGAAUUUCUGGAAAAGCUACAUUUCAUAGUGAAAUGGAGGGUGAAGAUACAAGAGAUGAUUCAUUGUAUUCCAUUUUAAAAGAACUGUGGCAAGAUGCUGAACAGAUAAAGAGAUGUCAGGGAAAACAAAACAAACCUCUGAGUCAUGCUGCUUUCAUCAAUAAGAAAAUAUUGAAUACAGAGUGGGAUUAUGAAUAUAAAGACAUUGGAAAAUUUGUUCAACCAAGCCCAACUCUUAUUCCUUCACAGAAAAGACCCCAUGAACGUGACUCAUUUGGGAAGUGUUUUAAGCAUAAUUUAGACUUACAGAUUCAUAGUAAAAACAAUGCAAUGAAGAACUUUGAUAAAAUUAUUGAACAUGGUCAAGUUUUCACCCAGAGCUCUACUAACCAUGAAAAUAUGCAUACAGGAGUGAAAUUCUGUGAAAGUAAUCAGUGUGGAAAAGUCCUCAGCCUCAAACAUUCACUCAGUCAAAAUCUGAAAUUUCCUGUUGGGGAGAAAGCAAACACAUGUACUGAAUUUGGGAAGAUCUUCACCCCAAAGUCACACCUCUUUGCACCUCAGAGAAUUCAUACUAUGGAAAAACCUCAUGAACUUAGCAAAUGUGUAAAUGUUUUUACACAGAAGCCACUACUUAGUAUAUAUCUGAGAGUUCAUAAAGAUGAAAAACUAUAUAUAUGUACUAAAUGUGGGAAGGCCUUCAUCCAGAAUUCAGAAUUGAUUAUGCAUGAGAAAACUCAUACCAGAGAGAAACCCUAUAAAUGCAGAGAAUGUGGAAAAUCAUUUUUCCAAAUGUCAUCUCUGCUCAGGCAUCAGACAACUCAUACUGGAGAAAAACUCUAUGAAUGCAGCGAAUGUGGGAAAGGCUUCUCCCUGAACUCAGCCCUCAAUGUACAUCAGAAAAUUCAUACUGGAGAGAAACAUCACAAAUGUAAUGAGUGUGGAAAAGCCUUUACCCAAAAAUCAACACUCAGGAUGCAUCAGAGGAUUCACACAGGAGAGAGAUCCUAUAUAUGCACUGAAUGUGGACAGGCCUUCAUCCAGAAAGCACACUUGAUUGCCCAUCAGAGAAUCCAUACUGGAGAGAAGCCUUAUGAAUGCAGUGACUGUGGGAAAUCUUUCCCUUCUAAGUCACAACUCCAGAUGCAUAAGCGAGUUCAUACAGGAGAGAAACCCUAUACAUGCACUGAAUGUGGGAAGGCCUUUACCAACAGGUCAAAUCUCAAUACUCACCAGAAGUCUCACACUGGAGAGAAGUCUUAUAUAUGUGCUGAAUGUGGAAAGGCCUUCACCGACAGGUCAAAUUUCAAUAAACACCAGACCAUUCAUACUGGAGAGAAACCCUACGUUUGUGCCAAUUGUGGGAGGGCCUUCAUCCAGAAGUCAGAAUUAGUUACACAUCAGAAAAUUCAUACUACAGAGAAGCCUUAUAAAUGUCCUGACUGUGAAAAAUCCUUCUCCAAGAAACCACAUCUCAAAGUACAUCAGCGAAUUCACACAGGAGAGAAACCAUAUAUAUGUGCCGAAUGUGGGAAGGCCUUCACUGACAGGUCAAAUUUCAAUAAACAUCAGACAAUUCAUACUGGAGAUAAACCCUAUAAGUGCGGUGACUGUGGAAAGGGCUUCACCCAGAAAUCAGUUCUUAGUAUGCAUCGCAGUAUUCAUACAUGA